UGUUAUUUCGGCUUAAAAGCUGAAGCCACCCUACCCACUGAUCUUGCACACUCACAUCGCAAUCGAGAACUCUGUAGAGUCGCCGGUGACAUGCUAGACAAGUAGCCGACGUCGAGCCCAACUACAGGGAAGAACCCUUCGCCGACGCCAGAUCUUGAUCUGUUUGGGAUCUAGAAGUUGACAGAUCGCAGCUUUUGUUUGGAUCUUUCUAAAAUCUACAUCUCAGACUACCUGAUUCUGAUCGUGAUGUUCUAGUUUGGUUAGAGCUUCACAAGUGGAGAGCCCCUCUGCAGUCCUCUAGAGGAAAAUUAUCUCCAAUGUAAGCCUGGUUGAAAGAUGAAUGGUUUGGAGAUAAAAAAAGCUUAGGACAAAAGUGUUAUAACCAACAUGUAAAGGAAACAAGUUCAAUAUGUUUGACGUGAGCAUUGGUGUGGUUAGAACAAAGCUGCUCACUGAUAAAACGCAGGGAGAAGUAUCAGGUUAUCCAGUUCGCAAGGACCAGCCUGAUUUUGUGAAGAAAGCAAUUAAUAUAAUUGGUUCCCAGUUAUGGAAGAGAGCUGGGAGGAGGUUGGGUGAAACUUCGAUGAAGAUGCUAAUAGCACAGGAAAUGUCAACUGCAAUAGAGUUGAAAGAGAAACCGCCCAGUAUUGUUGCAAAAUUAAUGGGCCUGAAUUCAUUGCCAGUCCAGCAAAAAAUUCCAGCUUGCAGAAGGAAUUUGCAAGAGACUGAUUCUCACCACCGGAAGCAGCAAGAAAGCAACUUUAAUCAGAUGAAGAACAGGAGUGACUUGCACAUCCAUGAAAAGAAGUAUAAAGAUGUGUAUGAAGUUAAGAACCAACUUUCAAGCAAUGAUCAAAUGGGUAAUGAAAAUCUUCAUCAUAGAGACUAUCAUGGAAACUUGACAGAGAAGAGGAUGGCUCUUGUUCACCAGAAGUUUAUUGAAGCAAAGCGCCUAGCUACUAAUGAAAGACUUCUCCAGUCAAAAGAGUUCAAAGAUGCUCUUGAUGUGCUAAAUUCAAAUAAAGAUUUGUUUCUCAAAUUGUUAGAAGACCCAAAUUCUCUAUUCUCUAAUCAACUGAAGGACCUCCAUCAAACUACUUCUUUGGGGACCCAGACCAAGUGCAUAACUGUACUGAAACCAACAACAUCAAUUGAUGUAGAUCAUGAGAAAUGUGCAAGGAAGAACCGAUGUACAGGCAGUGAAGAGAUUAGGGACAUUGCUGGACAUGACUUGAGCUCUUGUUUUUUUCUUCCGAAGGCUGAAGCUGUAUCUCCACCCACCAGAAUUGUGGUUCUGAAGGCUAUCUCUGCAAUGCCUCAUGAAGGACAGACCAAUCUGGUUUCUCAUAUUUCAUUACCAGUUCGAGGAAGUAGAAACAUAAACGGAAAUUUGAGAAUUGACGAAGAUAUAAGAUCAAGUGAAGCAGCUAAUAAAAUUAUUCAUAAAAUUCCAAAAGAUUCAAAAAGAACACAGAAGGAUGAAUACCGAAGAGCUUCAGUUCUAUCCAAUGGAUAUGUUGCUGAUGAGAGUUCACCUAGUAGGUCUGAAACUGAUUACAGAGAAGGGGGCAGUGACUGCAGUGACUCUGAGUUGGUGACUCCAACCUCUCAGAAUUCGUGGGUACAUAUGAGAUCUGAUAGUCCAGGGUCCCUGUCAUCCUUCAGCCAUGCAUCCUACUCGCUCGAGUCAUCAGUGGGCAGGGAAGCCAAGAAACGGCUUUCAGAAAGAUGGGAAUCAGUAACAUCAAAUGAUAGUAACCAUGAACAAGAAAAUUUUAGAAAUAACUCAAGUACGUUGGGUGAGAUGCUUUCCAUUCCUGAGUUAAAGAAAGAAGAAGAGGGGACUGAUAACCUGGCCAUUUCGCCAUUGGGUUCCUGUGGUCAAAAACAGGACGUAAGCAUGGCGCAGGAAUCUAUUGAGCAUUCUCCUAAGAAUUUUAAGAGUUCAGGGUCCCUUCCAGCUUCUCCAUUCCAUGAAAGCAUUAGGGAGAAUGAAAAAAAUUCUCUCUCACUGUCUAGGAAAUCUUUUCUUCUUAAAAAGACUCCAGAAAUGAAAAAUGAAAGAUCAACUUUUAAGGAGAAAGUUUCAGGUUUAUUCUUUUCCGGGAUGAAGAAAUUGGUGAGGGUCAAACCUAACCUUUCCACUUCAAGUCCUGAUGGCAGACUCCACUCAGCCAGUUCUUCAAGUAUAAAAAAUGGCCAACCAGAACCUUCCCUUGAUAGGAUAUCUGAUGAACACGCUUCAAAAACUUCGGAGGACAAAUUUGCCAAGUUUUUAUCUCCUAUUUCUGUCAGUGAUGCAGAAAAACAUGGGAAUGCCUCCCUUAAGGGCAAUCGCUCAGUGGAGAAACUCUGGAAAUCUGAUGUCUCCAGAGAGAACUCCAACCUUCCUAGUCACUUUUCAGUGUCAGAAAGACCAUUUCAAGAAGAUUUUUUCAGUAAUGCCUCCCAUUCUUCUCAACGUGCCAUUACUGGCAAUCCACAAGCACUCUCCAGAUCCCCCCUUAUCAGUUCAGUUAGCCGCUCCUCAACUUUGGAAAAUACACACUUUGAAAAUUCACUAUCAAACUCCUUGAAGCUUUUUAGGCUUUUCUCCAAAGAAGAUGAGGAGCAUGAACGCCUUGAUUUCAUCUCAAAGCUUCUUUCUUCUUCAAACAUUGCUAAUGAAAGGUCCAGUGCUUUAUUAGCCAAAUCUUACUCUCUCGAUAGUCCAUUAGAUCCAGUUAUGUUGGAUGAGUUCUUGGACCGGAAAGGUGAAGAAGCCAAAUGCCGGGAGAGACGAUCAAACCAGAGGCUGUAUUUUGAUUGUGUCAAUGGUGCCCUUAAAGACAUUUGUUGCUGUGCUUUAGUAAAUGCAUAUCCAUGGUCCACAACAGCUACCAGGACUCAAAAUCAUGCUAAAACUAAUCAAACAGUGACAGAUGAAGUUUGGUGCCGUUUAAAGGUUUGCUUUUCUGAGGAAGAAAAUUGUAAUCCAAGCAAGGCUGAAAACAGUAAACAAUAUUUAGAUUAUUUGGUGAAGAAAGAGGUAGCUGGAAGUGGACUGGCUGAAUCAAUGUGGCUGGAAAUGGAUGAAUUGAGUAAAGAGAUAGGUGAGAAGGUGCUGGAAGAGUUGUUUGAUGAUACUCUGGCUGACCUAUCUAAUUAGGUUUUGUGAUGAGUUCUGUAAGCUUUUUCUUCCUUUCUCAUUUUUCUUGUAUAUUGGCAGUUUGACACCUAAUUAUUGCCAGCCAGGGGUCACUGGCAAUGGACAUUAACAGUUCAUAGUAUCAUACAUUUCCCCAGUUGUAAAACUUGGCAUUUUAAUUUUUAACUUACAGUUGGUAGCAUUGCUCUGGUUUUAAAUGGAAGUGCCUAGAUGUAAAA
This is a messenger RNA of Dendrobium catenatum, 3366 nucleotides long. RefSeq lists its product as uncharacterized. NCBI's taxonomy places the organism in Eukaryota, Viridiplantae, Streptophyta, Magnoliopsida, Asparagales, Orchidaceae. Bases 410 to 3148 code for a protein of 912 amino acids. The transcript has 7 exons. The record is from RefSeq and is a predicted model, not a curated record.